AUGGCGCCUAUCGUCUCACAGGAAGUUAUCGUUGCCGCUCCUGCCCAGGACCUGCUGAGGAGAUCAGAAUAUGCCUAUACCCAUGCAUCACCCUUUCUCAUGCAGGAAGGCGGCGGUCUUUCCGCCUUCGUUCCGUCUGAAGGGGAUGACUCGGACGAUUAUGAUUUCAACGAGUUGCUGAAGACGGAGAAUGAGAUUCUUGUUGAAGUCCUGCAUGCAGUCCGCCCCUCUGUUCUGAACGGGUCCCCAGCUGCGGACGAUGUCUUUCAAGCGAUCAAAGAAUGGUUCAUCCAGCUUUGGGAGACAAUAUCUGGAUUUGGCAGCAGGAUGUGGAAACCCAUCGCAGACAAGAUCGCCGAGGUCGCUGGGCAAGUCGAGAGCUUCAUCAGGGCCCACCCCAAGGAGAUCGCGUAUACUGUCGGAGGCGUCCUCCUCACUGUGGCUCUGAUCAUAUUUGGCGGACCGGCCAUCCUAACCCUCCUUGGGUUUGGGAUUUGGGGUCCUAUUGCUGGAAGCCUCGUUGCAGUACUGCGGUCCAUUGCCAUGGGCGGCAGCGUCCUCCUGGUCGCCAACCUCCAGAUUACGGCCGUUGUCUGUUUCAUCGUGGGACUUGCACUCAUCUUGUACUCUGCUCUGCAUGGUUGA
Dacryopinax primogenitus is the source of this 645-nucleotide messenger RNA. RefSeq lists its product as uncharacterized. The record is from RefSeq and is a predicted model, not a curated record. Bases 1 to 645 code for a protein of 214 amino acids. NCBI's taxonomy places the organism in Eukaryota, Fungi, Basidiomycota, Dacrymycetes, Dacrymycetales, Dacrymycetaceae. The transcript has 3 exons.